Molecule: messenger RNA, 429 nt
Organism: Peronospora farinosa
Lineage: Eukaryota; Oomycota; Peronosporomycetes; Peronosporales; Peronosporaceae
Source: the annotation of a GenBank genome assembly
AUGAAGUGGACGACAGUUUUAGUAGCGGCAGUGAUGGCCAUUGUACAGGUGCAAGCUAAAGACGACCUCGCCCCUGAUGCAAAGCUACGUAUUGGUGUCAAGUAUCGUCCAAAGGAGUGCACUAUGAAGAGCGAACUAGGCGACACGCUGUCGAUGCAUUACACGGGUACAUUGCGCAAAGACGGCUUUAAGUUCGACUCGAGUCUGGAUCGCAACCAGGCGUUUGAAUUUGAGCUUGGUGCUGGUCGUGUCAUCAAGGGAUGGGACCAAGGACUUGUGAACAUGUGCAUUGGUGAGAAGCGUCGUCUAACGAUUCCUUCGGACAUGGCGUACGGCGAUAGUGGCUCUCCCCCAAAGAUUCCUGCCAAGGCGACGUUGGUUUUCGACGUCGAGCUGCUUGACAUCAAGCGCGACAAUGACGAGCUGUAG